This is a messenger RNA of Strongylus vulgaris, 273 nucleotides long. The record is from the annotation of a GenBank genome assembly. NCBI's taxonomy places the organism in Eukaryota, Metazoa, Nematoda, Chromadorea, Rhabditida, Strongylidae.
AUGAAUCUUUCAGGUGGAAUGAUGAACGGAGGUGGAUGGGGAAAUCGAGGUCCAGGCGGUUGGGGAAAUGGUGGAUGGGGCAAUCGUGGUCCGGGUGGAUGGGGAGCGGAUCAGCGGGGAAAUGGGCCCAAUGAGCCACCACCGCCUGAUGGUCCACCUGUGCGUGGAGGUCCUCCAUCACCUCGUGGACCACCACCUCCAUGGGGUCCACCACCAGAAGGGCCGGGACUAAACCUUUUGGUAGGUGAAACACUCCUUUUUAUAAAAAUAUGA